This is a messenger RNA of Moneuplotes crassus, 2521 nucleotides long. Lineage: Eukaryota; Ciliophora; Spirotrichea; Euplotida; Euplotidae. The record is from the annotation of a GenBank genome assembly.
AUGCUAUCAAGUGAUAGCGAACAAGAAGUCAAUGACGAAUUCAUGUUCAUGAACAUUAGAGGAGGCGUAAAAGGUCUCAACAAACAACGACUUCGGUCGAUAGUCACAAACAAGAAACCUCACGAGAGAACUUUACGAGAUGUAAUGUUAAUUUUAGACCUUGUAAAGAAUGUUAAAUUUCUCAAAUAACUUCGCAGGCUCUGAUGAAUUAACUGAAUUAUGCAAACAUAUGGAGUUAAUCAAACUAGCUAAAGAUUAUACACUUUUUGAGCAAGGUGACCCAGGCGAUAACUUUUAUAUAAUUCUCAGUGGAAAAGUUGCAGUUUACUCCCGCAAAGCUAAUGAAGUAGCAGACACUUUUGAUUACGCAUACAUCUGAGAUCUAAAAGAGGGUGAUUCCUUUGGAGAGUUGUCAUUAAUUUAUGGAGCUCCAAGAGCAGCCACUAUCAAGACUACUGAGCCUACUGACCUAAUAGUGAUAUCUAAAGAGGUAUAUCAGAGAGUUCUUAACAACCGUCAAGUAAAUCAGAUAGAAUAUAUAAUUGAUUUCUUCCAUUCUCUGCCACAACUAAGCUCAUUUCAGAGCACAGCUGAUGCUGAGAUCUUAGGUCUGGCCACAAAGACCCAAGUAGUUAGGGUUAAAAGCAACGAGAUCUUCGUUCGCCAAGGUGAGAGAGUAAAUAGCGUCUGGAUGAUAUAUUUUGGAAAAGUUGAUGUUGUGAGAAAAAUCAAGAUAGCUGGCAAAGAGAAAACCCUUAAAAUAGACUCCCUUGGAUCCUCUGACAUCUUCGGCCAUCAUUCUAUCGAGGGAGACUGAAAGUUUGAGUACACUAUAAUCACACAGCUGCCUUGUGAAUUUUUCGGGAUUGCUAAAGCAGACUACCUGAAUCUUCCUAAGGAAAUAAAAGAGAGCUUUAUGGAAUACUCAAAGCCAUAUCCUUCCGAUGAAAUUUUACGAGAAGAUUAUUAUAACAAUAAAAGAUGGAACAAAUUCAAGGUUCAGUGCCGCAAGAAUAUUAAAAUCGAGAAGGAUAAUCUUAAAGAACUUGCUACACCUUUUAAGACUAUGCGAGGAAAUGUUCUUGGGUUUUCCAACCCAUUCAGCUUUCUCUCAUCAGAGAGAAGAAUGAAAAUCCCUCGUAAGAUCUUGCCAGAUAGCCAAAAUCAGAGAGGGUCCUACAUCCAAGAAAAUAUCCUUAAAAUUGGGAAAAUGAGCAUCAAGGCUCAAAGCGAAGUCGUUGACUUGAGGCACCAAAGGAACAGAAGUAUGGGAGAAAUCGAAAGGCGAACUCAAGAAUCCCAAAGGAGUGAUAAUGAUAGCGAGGACCACCAGUUGAAGAUCAUCCUACGUCCGAAGGAGACUCCAUUCUACCUUCAGAAGAUCGAAAGUAACCCAGUGAAUUUAAAGAGUCACGAUUUGACACUUAAAGCAAGCAAAUCAUCCUGAUAUAAACCACCUAAUUCUUCAAGAAAGAUUCAAAUCAAUGAAAGGCUAUCUCGAAAUAUUACCGAUAUAGAUUCUAAAGGAAAUAUGAGUAUUAAGGGAGCUAUGCCUCCUCGAAGUACUCAGAUGAAUCGUGCUAAAUCAGUAGCCAGAUUUUCCCAAACCAAAGGAGGGUUAGAAGAUGAAGCUGAUAAGAUCUCAUCAAAGAGUAAAUUCUUAUCAAAUAAAUUCUCAACAACUUUGUUUGAUGAAAAAGUAGAGAAGUCACCUCUAUAUCAAUUAGAUAAGAUGAAAUAAGCAAGCAAGUAAUAUGGAUCUUGGCAGUGUAAUGACCCCUGAAAUUGAUGACAGCAAUUCUGAUAAAAACUCUAUAACUUCAGCUCACAUAUCCAUCAUAAAACCCCAAUCUCCGGAUCAAAAAUCAAUUCCAAAGUCUAAAAACAGGUCCAAAAUGCCCAAAACCCUCUCUAAAAUACCAAAAAACCUCUCUAAAGUCCCUAAAAAUCUCUCUAAAACCUCAAAACCACAAAAAUCCAAACCAAUCCAUAAACUCCCUCACACCGCUCGAAAACCCAGUCCACUCAAGACCCCUUCCAAACACCUUAAAUCCUCUCUAAAGCCCAAUCAGCCCAUCCACAGUAAAUCUCCCAUUCCCAAACGUAAAAAGAUACCCAUGGGACCUCCCAAACUCAUGAGCAGGAGGAACAGGUCUAUCGAAAGCAAUAUUGCUGGUGGGUACCAGCCACCUCUGUACAACACUCCUGGCAAUUAUGUGGCCAAGCCCAAGACCAUCUGGAACAAAGGCCUAAACCUACAUUUAGGUAAAAGCCCUCCCGGUGGAAUCUUGCCGAAACUUCAUUAGAGAGAAAUACCCAGAAUAUAGGAGUACUCGGCUUGUUAAUAAUACUAGAGAUGAGAUAAGAGUGAGAGUCAGAGAUUUUAGAAAUGGGACUUAGGACUACAAGAUUACUGCAGUCCCAUUCUUUAGUCUUCUAAUCCUUUAAUUUCCUUCCUCACUUCGUUUAAUUUGCCUAAAUUACUCGUUAUGAAAAUUCUUCAUUAAAUGUUGAAACGUUC